CCCCUUUUCAUUGCACACUAUACGCAUAGGAAACAGGGGGAUCUGCGCGAAAUGUACACUCGAAGUAACCUACGCAUUUGGUGCAGACAACGCACGGUCACCGGCAAGAAAUGGAGACUACAUGACUGAACGAAACGAACGAGGAUUACACUCGCCGUUUCAUCGUAGCAUCGUAUAAUAUAUGAUAAAAAUGGGUGACCAUGCGAUUGGAUUACGGUGCAUAACGAGAGCAUUAACCUCAAAACAAACUGAAAGGGGGAAUUAGACAAGUCCCUUUAAGAUGACACGCACAGAUCCACCUGACAUACUGGCAUCGACUGUAUAUCGAGACAUAAAAGUGAACCCCUCCUCCCGCACCGAGUCCCUCCACUCUUCUGAACAAUGUGAUUCCCAGAAAAUCGGCAAGCUGGAGGACAAUCAGGAGAAGAUCAACAAGAGGCACUGCCGCAGCUUCGACUACAUAGAGUCACUGGACGACCCCAAGUCCCACGCCUCCUCCUCCAUGGAGUACCCGUUGCGGCGGAGGUCAGAGAGGCAUGUGGCUAACCCAGAUGUGACCUGGACCGCCCUUGCCCAGCAGGGUCACCUGAGGUUCUCCUCGCCUGACUUGUUCAACACCCGGCUGGGCCCUCAGCACGUAGUCAGCGAGGUGGCCGGUGGUGAAGCCACCAGGCCUGAGCUCAAAAAGAAGGCCAGGUCCAAAAGCACCCCCAGAGUCAAGACCACUUUCACCCCUGUGCCUAUUGAGGUAUCCUCUCCUGUGCUGAGGAGAGGGCGGGAGGCCCAACGGGCAUCGCGGGAGACCUCCAAGAAGUCUGAGGCCUCACCGCGCCGAGAGCCUCCUGUCUACGUGUCUAGCCGGGGACCGUUGAUGAACGAGGUACACCCCAUCAAGCUGCAGCCACAACGGGCAGAAUCCAACUGCUACUCGCCCCUCUACGUCACCGACUGCUUUGACCAGAGCAGGCCAGAUAGGCAGCAGCAGCCAGCCACCAGCCCCCACGUCAAAUGUCGGGUAGACAUCAAGCCAGACGCGGCGGUGCUGCAGCACACGGCUAGGAGGGUCAGUCCGGCAGUGCUCUGGCAACGGCACCACGGCAUGAGUGCCCCCCGGCAGAUCUCCACCUCCAGAACACCGACACCCAGCGAAUGCUACAGUGGGGAUUUCAGGCAAGCAUACCAGUACGCCAGCAGCAUGCCCAACAGCUACACCCAGCCUGUGGAGAUACCGCUGCAGGGGAUGCCCUCCCCAAGGGAGUACCGUGGUCGGGAAAGAAGGGCCUUCUCCAUCCCCAAUGUGCCGACUAAGUUCUUUUACACGGACGACCCUGGCAGGUACCCUUCCCCGGCUACGGUUUCCGGAACAUACUAUUCGGAUGAUCAGUACAGCAUCCACAGUCAGAACCACACCCCCAAGGCAGCGUAUGCCCACGACCCCAGGACUCGCAUGUUUCACACCCUCCCCGUCCGGCCAUACUACUCUGAAAUAGAGCCCCGCCAGUUCCCAACCCAGUCUGCGUACCCCAGACCUUACUCCACCAGUGAACCAGGGACCUAUAUCAUCCAGACCCCACCUGCUAGGGCAUACUACAGGGAGGACCCCAGGACAUACCCAGUCCAGGCAAUCCCAUCUAAGAUAUUCUACACGAAUGAGUCCUUCACUCCACCGCCACAACCACUAGAGCAUCACGUUCCCCUGAGAGCUUACCACACUGAGGGUCGGCAACGCCCUCGGGUUUCCGAGGACUGGUAUGGCUCAGAUGUUUCAGGGUACACUUUCCACCACCCCUCCGCCCAGCUCACCCCUCAAAGAGUGAGAGGGGAGCCAGUGCUGACCCCCUGGUACACAAACCACUGCAUGGAGCCAGCCAGGCUGGGGGCAGAAGCUAGGCCCUACUCCAGGUCCUGGGAUAACAUUCUGAACCCACCGCAUGUGGAACAGCAGCAGCCUGUCCAACGUGGGCGAAGCUAUGAGAACCUCCUCUACCAGGGGAAGAGGGCGCAGUCCCCAGAGGCCCGUCGUCAGCCUGUGGUGGUGAACCUCUCCAGCUCACCCAGACGCUAUGCAGCCCUCUCCCUGUCGGAGACCUCCCUGCUGGAGAAAGGUGUGGGCACCGGAGGUGCUGGUGUGACUGAUGGUUUGAAGAACACCACAGGAAGGUUGUGGUUUGUCACUCCAGAGAUCACUAUCACUGACAACGACAUUCGCCCAGGCAAACUCAGUAAGGCAGAGGUCCGCUCAGGCAGCUGGGAUGCGCUGGACUCUGGCAGGGAUCCUUGUCCCGGUGUCAAAGAGCUGUGUUCCUACCCGGAGGAAACCGCCAAAGAGAAGACCCACAACAGCUACUCCCUACAGCAGAGCCUUGAGCAGCUAGAUGAGCUUCUGGCUGACCUGGUCAUUGACUACAAGCCUCCAUCGAGCAGGAGGCCUAGCGAGGACCUUCUGGACCAGCUCAAGAAGCUGAUCAAUGAGGACGAAGUGGACCCCUCCACUAAAAAAGAGGACAAUAGCCCAGAGGACCAGGGUCCCAUGAACAAGCAGCCUACGUCCAUAAAAAUAAGCCCAGAAACUCACCAGGAUCUGGACAGUGGCUGUGAUGGGGUACAAAAGAGCACAGAUGAGUGCUCACCAGACCAGAGCACAGAUGAGGAUGACACUAUGAUGUGUUCCAACAGCAAGUGCGGGAGAACGGAGACCCUGUUCAAUGCCUGCCUCUACUUCAAGUCCUGCCACAGCUGCUACACAUACUACUGUUCCCGCAACUGCAGGCGGGAGGACUGGGAUGUCCACAAGGAAAGCUGCCUGUACGGUCGCGUGGGCAGCAUGUGCCGUCGUGUCAUCAAGUUCUGCCGGGAGACGGGGGAAAUCCACAAGGCGUUCUCCCGCAUUGCCAAGGUGGGCUACCUCUCCCGGGGGAGAGGGGUCCUCUUCCUGGGGUUCCCCAACCCAGGGUCAUCUGAAAACUUCCUGCAGUAUGGUCUGGAGAGCCUUCUCAUGGCCCCCACCUACUUGUCACUGCGGGAGUUGGAUGGCUUCAAGGACAACCUGGGGAGCUAUUGCAAGGAGCUCCAAGAGGCUGGAGAUGAAUACGACCCCAGCGAAUGUUUCCUCCUGAAUGUAUCUAUCGCCGUGGGUGAACAAGUGCCUGACCGACCCUCACCUAGGGUCCAAGCCCCAACUGUGAGGAAGUACGCUAAGGUGUCCCUAGCCUCCACCAGCCCAGAGAGGAAGGUGCUGAAGAAAGAAAGUGACAUGGAGACACUGAUCCUCACCCCGCCCCCGGGGACAUCUGACAUAGACAAGGAGGGAGAAGAGGGUCGCAAGGCCCGGGAGAUCUGUUUCAUCAACAUCCAGCGGGAGCUACGGACCAGGGGGGUCUUCCUGCGCCAUGAGAACCCCCAAGUCUACCAGCAACUUGUAGAGUUUGUAGAGAGUAACAAGAGGUUCACACCUACCACCAUCUACCCCAUAGACAAGAGGACCGGGAAGCAGUUCAUGUGUAUGAUUAUGGCUGCUUCUGAGCCACGGACACUAGACUGGGUGGCUAACCCCCAUCUUCUAGAUGACAUUAUAUAAUCGACUGCACCUCUGAUGUCAUCCAUUGUAUGUGUAGCUAUAUGAAUAAUGUAUAUAGUUACGCAACAAGCAUAUUUACUAUUAAUGUUUGUAGAUAUGUAUUUUACUAUGAGAAAAAAAAGUUUUAUUAAUGUUUUCCAGCUGACAUUGUUCAUAAUAAUUCCAUUCAUUGUUGUUCAUCUUAGGGGAGUUACAUCUUUUUGUCUGUUGGAUUCAUUAAAGAAGAUGAGAUACACAUGCACACAUUUAGUCAACCAGGAUUGGUUCUUGACAUACACUUGGUCUUGUAAUUCGUAACCAUUUUCUUUUCACGUCAUCUUAUUUUUUCAAUUACAGUUGUCUUACAUUUGCAUUCUUGUGGUUUACUGCCAAUUUCAAUAUUCUGGGUUUAACAUUGUCUAAACCAAUCCUGCUCCUGGAGAUCUACCAUUCCACAAUGGAAUUAGUUAUACCAUUCAUUUCAACCCUUAUUCAGUACAGCUGAUUUGACUAACUGGCAGCUCAACAACAGAUCUCUAGCUUUUGAAUGAGAUGUGCUUUGUUAGGUUUGGAGUGAAAACCUACAGGCCAGUAGAUCUCCAGGAACAGGCUGGGCAGUUCUGGUCUAAACCAUAGGUCACUCGUUUGUGACAUUUCAGCUUCAUUGUCAAAUUUAUUUAAAUUGAACUAAGAGCAUGUCACCAAAUCCAUCCACUUCAUUCUACCUGCAUUAAGCAUUUUUUUCCCAGUCUUAAUUGCUUGCAGUGUCUUCUAGUCAUUUUCGAACAGUUUACAUAAAUGUUUAGUAUAAACAUUAUGCACAUGCUUUGUACUUUGAUGAUCAUUUUACAGUACUGGAACUGUAAAAUUUGUUUAUUUGUGCAUUAUUAUAUAAGAUAUUUAUAUUGAAAAGCAUUUUAAGUUAAAUAUUUUCAGGUAUACCACUGAGAUUUACCCACUGAGUUAGAUUCAAAAAUAUUUUCCAGGCUGGAAAAGUUCUGGUCAACUCCAAAAUAAAUUUCAGUAGUCUAAGGAAACACAGAUAUUCUGAUAAGCUGAAUCUGAGUCCUAGUAGUGUGAUUUAACCUAUUGACAAAUGUUCUGUUGGCAGUUGAUAUCUGGCUUUCAAUACACAUGAAGGAGCUGCAAACAAAAGAAAAUACUAGUAUGGUCUGUAUUCAUUUUAUCUAAGAUGUAGCUCAUACUGUACAAUUAGAAACCAAAUGUGCAGUUAAUUGUAAAAGUCAGUUUAUGUUCACCUCCAAAAAUUCAAACAGAAACAUUAGAGGACACACUUAAAAACAAACCGUGAAAUAAUUUAUAAUGGAUACUAUUUAAUAGAGAUUCUCUUGUAACUACCAGUGUUUGUCCUUAUAAUUCAUUAAUCUACUGUAUCAGAGUUUACCGCGAUUGCUGUGUGGUUCUGAAAGCUAACAUAGUUACAGUUGUAAAUGUGUGUUGUGGUCGGCUUGUUGCAAUGCCUCAAUAUGUUUCUAUUGUAAAAACACAGAUUGUGAAUUCUUUAACCAAAUCAACAAUGUAAAACUAGGAGUUUGUUAAUGUACAGCAUGUGAAUUAGUUACAGUUGCAGAUUUAGAAUUAUUACUAAUUUAUAAAAUCAGAUUGGAGAUGAAGAAGCCUUUCACCAUCCCUAAAAUGUGCCAUACAUUUCAGACAAAGAGAAUAAAUCUUCUGUCUUUCUUUUCCUCAACGAACAGUCUUGAAAGUACUGCACUGAUACAACAUAUUGGUACUCAGCUACAGGGAGGCACUUCAUCUGCAAACUCACAAGAACAAGAAGGCCUGGUGAAAAAAGGCCACAAUGUUUCAGUAUUCUUGAGAUGUUAUGCACUAGUUAUCUUUUUUUGAAACAUCCUUUCUUGUUAUAAUUUAUUUCUCCCUCCUUUGACACGGUUUAUGGCCUGUUAUCUGUUCACUGCUCUCCAGUGCUGGUGUUCAUUUUUGCUGUUAUUGCUUCGCCCAACCGUGUGCUGCAGUGGACUUUCUGUUUAACAAGGAGAUGCUAUGUGUGCGCGGAUGUGUGGGACUGUAUGUUAGUGUUUGAUUCCCUCAGACUCUUCUGCAAGCAGUUCAGAGGGAAUGAUUGAUUGAAUGCAUGCUAUCCAUAUUUUGGCCUUUUGUCAUGACAAUGAUAAUAAAUAUAAUAAAUAUAGACUGAUCUGCUUGAUAAUUUAAUAUUUUUUGAAAAAUAUACAAAUAAUAAAGUAUUUUGGUUGAGAAAAUAGUUCUAUAUUUAAUUCCACUAAAAUGUAAAUGAUGUCAUGCAUACUAAUGGAGGGUGAUAUUUUCAAAUUAUGAGUGAACAGCUCCUGUUGAAAUGAAAAAAAAAAACAAACAUGGGGAAGAUGUUCUUCAUUGUAUCGUUUUUAAAAUGUCAUCCUCUGUUUCACUGCAUACUAUUUAUAAACCAUAUUUAAUAAAUGAACUGGAAACACAAGACUGAA
This is a messenger RNA of Conger conger (European conger), 6021 nucleotides long. Its product is annotated as apical junction component 1 homolog. The coding region runs from base 281 to 3577 and encodes 1098 amino acids. Lineage: Eukaryota; Metazoa; Chordata; Actinopteri; Anguilliformes; Congridae. The record is from RefSeq and is a predicted model, not a curated record. Gene Ontology annotation, biological process: cell-cell junction organization. Gene Ontology annotation, cellular component: plasma membrane; apical junction complex. The transcript has 2 exons.